Messenger RNA from Neolamprologus brichardi, 725 nucleotides. The record is from RefSeq and is a predicted model, not a curated record. NCBI's taxonomy places the organism in Eukaryota, Metazoa, Chordata, Actinopteri, Cichliformes, Cichlidae.
AUGUCUGACUUUGACGAAGACCCAGAAUUAUCGGAUGUGGAAGGAGGAGAAGAACACCUUAAAGAAGCCGAAGAUGAGAAGACUGAUGGCAUCAACCUUCCACAUCUCCAGCAAUUGUAUCUGGCCCAAAAUGCUAUCAAACGUCUUGAGGGUUUGGAGAAGUUAGAGCGCCUCACCACACUUCACCUUCGAGACAAUCAGCUAGAGUCGCUCAACGGCCUCAGUCCCAGCAUGAAGUGUCUUCAGUACCUCAAUGCCAGAGGCAAUGCAAUCACAGAUGCUGCUCUACGAUACAUCGGCGUUCUGUCACAAAGCCUUCGCGUGUUGGUUCUCUCUGGGAACCCAGUCGCGGAAAAUUCCGAAUACCGGAUAAAUGUGCUGACAGUAGUGCCACAGCUGGAAAGACUCGACAAAAAUCCUGUCGUCCCCGAGGAGAGAGUUGAAGCCUGGGAAAGAAUCAGGGAACUUCAAGAAGAGGAAAUGUAUGCACAAUAAGAUGUGUAACUAUGGCCAGAAUGGGGAAGUGUUGGACUGACUUCAUUUGUUUAAAAUGGCAGACCUGCUGUCUGUUGAUGAAUAACCAAAUACACCUCUGUAUGAAGUACUCUAUGUUUGAUACAUUAGCUCAAUCAUCCAUGACUUUGCACAAAUAGUGUUUUUCAUUUCCAUACACUCAUUGUUACAGCUGAGCUAUUUUUAAACAAUAAAGUUUUAUUAAAUGUUUA